This is a messenger RNA of Amphiprion ocellaris (clown anemonefish), 9520 nucleotides long. It is a transcript of the gene mbtd1, whose product is annotated as mbt domain containing 1. The transcript has 17 exons. Gene Ontology annotation, molecular function: zinc ion binding. The record is from RefSeq and is a predicted model, not a curated record. Gene Ontology annotation, cellular component: nucleus. Gene Ontology annotation, biological process: regulation of DNA-templated transcription. Bases 146 to 2254 code for a protein of 702 amino acids. NCBI's taxonomy places the organism in Eukaryota, Metazoa, Chordata, Actinopteri, Pomacentridae.
GAAGCAGCAAAGUAAUUUGUUGAUAUCCUGCUUGGUAGUAUUCAUUUAGACUUUAGUGUUUCACAGCCAAAUCUGUCCCCAGCGUAGAGGCUGUAUUUGCAUUGGGGAGCAAAGUUAACUAGUACGCUAUCUAUAUGAAGGGCUGAUGGAAGACACAAGGGAUUUGGCUGAACGCACCCCACGUUCAGAGCGUAAGCGGCGAGACUCGUUCGGGAUGUUUGAUGGCUAUGACAGCUGCAGCGAGGAAUCUACCAGUAGUUCCAGCUCAGAGGAUAGUGAGGAUGAGGUGGUUCCCUCCAUCCCUGCUAGCCUGCCGAUCAUUAAGAACAAUGGUCAAGUCUACACCUAUCCUGAUGGCAAAUCUGGAAUGGCCACCUGUGAGAUGUGUGGGAUGGUUGGAGUCCGAGAUGCUUUUUACUCCAAAACCAAGCGCUUCUGCAGCGUGUCCUGUUCCAGGAGUUAUUCCUCAAAUUCCAAAAAAGCCAGCAUCUUGGCAAGACUCCAGGGCAAACCACCAACGAAAAAGGCAAAAGUCUUACAAAAACAGCCUCUAAUGGCAAAGUUGGCAGCUUAUGCCCAGUACCAAGCAAGUCAGCAGAACCAGGCCAAAACAAAAGCUGUGGUCCCUGCAGAGAGCUUUGACUGGGGGAGGUAUAUCUGUAGCAAUAACACAGUCGGAGCUCCAGUCAGCUGUUUCAAACACGCCCCUAUGGGGACAUGCUGGCAUGACAUAGAGGAAGGAGUGAGGAUCGAAGUGCUUAACUCAGAUACCAACCUCUCCACUAAGGUGUACUGGAUAGCAGAAAUUAUAAAGCUAGCAGGGUUCAAGGCUCUUCUGCGGUAUGAGGGCUUUGACAAUGACACCAGUAGAGACUUCUGGUGUAAUCUCUGUAUCCCUGAGGUACACCCAGUGGGAUGGUGUGCUUCUAGUGGUAAACCCCUUGUACCUCCAAAAAGUAUACAGCAUAAGUACUCUAACUGGAAAGCUUUUCUUGUGAAGCGUCUCACUGGAGCUAAAACACUGCCGCCUGACUUUAAUACCAAGGUACAUGAGAACAUGCAGUUCCCCUUUAAGAAGCUAAUGCGGGUAGAGGUGGUGGAUAAGAACUACCUGUGCCGGACACGGGUUGCAUUGGUGGAGCAGGUUAUCGGAGGUCGCCUCAGGCUGGUCUAUGAGGAGAGCCAGGACGGGUCAGAUGACUUCUGGUGCCACAUGUACAGCCCCCUUAUCCAUAAUAUCGGCUGGUCACGAAGCAUUGGACACCGCUUCAAACGAUCAGAUAUUACAAAGAAAACUGAAGGUCAGGUUGAUGCUCCUGCACCACUCUUCCAGAAGGUGAAAGAUGUGGACCAGAGUGGGGAUUGGUUUAGAGAUGGGAUGAAGUUAGAAGCCAUUGACCCCCUCAACCUCUCAGCUAUAUGUGUAGCCACUGUAAGAAAGGUGUUGGCGGACGGGUACCUCAUGAUCGGGAUCGACGGUUCGGAGGCAGUGGAUGGAUCAGACUGGUUCUGCUACCACGGCACCUCCCCCUCCAUCUUUCCAGUUGGCUUUUGUGAAAUCAACAGCAUUGAACUUACACCCCCUAGAGGGUACACUAAACUGCCAUUUAAAUGGUUUGACUACCUCAGAGAAACAUGUUCAAUAGCUGCUCCUGUCAGGCUCUUUAACAAGGAGGUUCCCAAUCACGGUUUCCGGCAAGGCAUGAAGCUGGAAGCUGUAGAUCUGAUGGAGCCGCGGCUGGUGUGUGUUGCCACAGUGACGAGAAUUGUGCACCGGCUACUGAGGAUACACUUUGACGGCUGGGAGGACGAAUAUGAUCAGUGGGUGGACUGUGAGUCACCUGACCUUUACCCUGUGGGCUGGUGUCAGCUGACAGGCUACCAGCUUCAACCCCCUGCCUCUCAAAGUAACAGAGAAAUGCCACAGUCUGCACCCAAGCAGAAGAAAAAGGCCCAACAGUACAAAGGACAAAAGAAAAAGAGGAAGAUUCCAGUUGGUCGACGGCCCUUCAGUCAGGCAGGCAGGAGGAGGAGCAGCUUCUCGGGGGAUGAAGAGCAGAGUCCACCCCCUUACCCUGCCCAGGGGCCUGCUCGGCCCCGGCCCCGAACCCACCUCCACCAAACCCACAAAUCAGAGUCUCUCCUGCGAAUGAAGGAGGAGACAGCUGAGGUGGACGAAUUUACCUUCUCACAAGGUACCUCAGACCAAGAGAGCAAUGGCUCGGGCAGCUACUACAUCAAACAGGAGCCCUGAGGUCACAAGAACAGGAAGAGCGGAAGGAUCGAGGACAGGACACACCUCUGGAAAACCCCAGCAAGGAUCAGCAGUGUGGAGAGUCAAACUAGCCUCGACUUACACUCACAGACCAAUGACUCAGGCCACUUGUGGAGUCAGUUCAUGCUUCGUAAAAAAUUCUGAAGGGAACAUCCUUCUGAACAAUCUUCUAAACUUGUAGCUGUGUGCGCACAUGAUCACUUACAAAAGCCUGUCUGAGGGGUUGGAACGCACCCAGAGUCGGGCCUGGGUUAUAGAUGUUUGGGCAUUCUCUUCCGCACCACCUGCAGCUUUCGCUCCUCUCCUGUCUGAUCCAUCCAACCAGACAAGGACUGACUAAAACUACAAUCUUUUUUCCACAGAAUGCAAGUCAGCAUCAGCCCAUCCUGCCUCUGCCAUAAUCUGCUCCGCGCACAGAGACCUGUAGAAACUGUGAGAACCAUUUAUUGAGCCAGGUCUUUAGUUUUUUUCGUUGUUUUUGUUUCAGGUCAGAAAGGCGGCCACUGAAUGGCCUGAAGAAAAAAAGAGAAGCUGGCAAAGAAGCAGAGUUGUGUAUAUUUUAUUUUCUCCCGAACAAGAUUGCCAGGUGGACUUUUACUUUGUUAAUAGUACUUGAAGUUUUUUUGAUGUUGUUUUUUUCAUUUUGUAAUAAUUUUGGGGUUGUUUUUGUCUUAAUGUGCUUAUUUUGGUGACUGUGGGAAACGUAAUGUGCAUUGUUUCAUAAAGUGAUUAUAUUCAUAUAGUAUGUGGAAACCUAUUCAAAUAGAACUGCAGAGUAUAGAUAUUAAGGAUUGUGAUUUGAAGAGAGAUCUUAGUACAGAGCUGCUCAGACAUAGCUAAUAUUGAUCUUUUUGCUUAGGGAGUUUUAUUCUACAGAUAUUGGCUGGAAGAUUUCCACAGCUGCAUUUAUUCCUGAUUCUGCCAUUAUAGAGCCAAAACUUAAUUUAAGCUCAACAACAUCUUUUCAUCAAAUUUACGAAAAACAGUGUACUAGCACAAGAUUAUUUUCAUUAUUGGGGAAUAUCAGAGGUUGCAUUUUUAGUGGUCCCAACAACAGUCCCAAAUCUCAAAGUAGGGAUGUUAUAUUACCAGAAAUGUGCUACUGUUGAAUUUCACCAAGUCUUGAUACCUCAUUCAAUACCAAAAUAAUAAGGCAUCUUCACACAAAAAAUUCUAACAAAUUAUUCAGGUAAAACCUGGGGCACAUUUAGUGUGCUAGUAAGCACAAACACCUGCACAACAUUAUAUUUUCAUGGACUGAACAGUAGCCUACUAAUGUGAUUAGCAGCACCCAUUUCAAGUUACAAGUUAUGGUAAUGUUAGUCUGAACAAACUUGCUUUAGCCUUUGUGAACAUUGUUUGUGUAGCGUUACUCUGUUCAUUCCAAAAGUUCUGUGACACCAUUUGCGUUCUUGCUUUUGGUUGUCCAACUUUUCCCUGGUCAUCCAACUCACACUCUAAGUAUCUUCAAUACAUGACACAGUGUUUUUUGUCACAAGUCACAACAGACCUCCUGCUGCACCAGCACUUGCCUUUCUGUUGUUGCCCAGUACCUCCAGCAUCCACAGUACUUUCAGUACUUUGAAUACAUUAGAAUAACAAUUACUGCCAUCCUAUCAGUUUGGGCGUUGACUUGAUACCAAAGUAACAGUUCUUGUUACGUCUGUGUCUUAAAAUACUCAGUUUACAGUGAUAUAAAACAGAAGAAUAACCUAUUACUCUUGCGAACUGAUGAAUUCUUUAUCGGUUAUUGUAAUUGUUGAUAGAUUCUCUAAUUAAUCAUUUAAUUAACUAGUUGUUUAUUUUUCACAUUUACGUUGCACCAGGCCCCUUUGGGAGGGUCUUUAAAGACAUUGGCGAGGUGUAUUUACAUUUCCAUUUUUUCAGUCCGCGCAGCUUUAAACAGUGACGCAUCAUGUUGACUUGCCCUCACUAUUGCUUUUCACAUAUUAAUAGCAGAAAUCCUCUUGCACAUUCCAUUCAGCUUUCCCUAAUGCUGUACGGUCUGUACAUCCUGAAUGUACAACAUUCAGCUCUGUCAAGUGGUUACUCUGGGAAUAUCUAGUUUAUGUCCUCAUUUUGAGCUGUAUAACCCCUGAACACUGUGGCUUUUACCAAAUACUUUCUUCACGGUCCAGCUACUAACCCUGUUCGUAGGUUACUAUAUAUUACAUUAGCCAAGAUAAGCUUAAUCCAGAGAGCACAUAUCAAAUAAAGUAACAGUGUUGGGUGGUUUUUAAAGCUUAAUGUGGAGCUUGAGGGACCUAUUACAACUAGAAAUACCACGAUACCAUUAAAUGUGGAUUAGUAAUUGCAAGAAUUCAGCAAUGCUGAUGAGGCCAAAAAAAUGUAUGAUAAAAUAACAGAAAUGCACAAGUUAUCAUUGUGAAUAUUUGAGGGUCUUUGUGCUGUAAUGUUGAACAGGAAUUAUAAAGCUGUGGAGAUUUUAAAAAAAAAAAAACUUUUCAUAGAACUGUCACCUUCGUUUUAAACAAAAUAUUGAAUGAGAACCAAAUUGGCAUAGAGUGAUUGUAAGUGAGCAGCAGAGUAUGUUGUAUAAAAGAGAAACCUUACUGGUAUGAUAUGGUGCACUCUGUCAUGUUAUUCCCACUGUUCAGCCCUACAGUAUGUGCAUUUUGAUGUAGCUAUAGUUAGGGAGGAACUUAAGUCUAAUCAGAUGUGGACAACGCAACUGACCAACUAUACAGCAUGGUCAAAUGUUGUGGGUGCAGCACUGAUGCACUACAGCAGUGAUUCAGAUACAGGGUUUCCAUGUGCUUUGGCCCAUGUCUGCUGUAUUUGUACUUAGAGGAGGAUAAACACUCAAAGUUCCAUUUGGAACUCCUCUUUAUUUAUAUGGAGUCUGCAGUGUGCCAUCAGAAUAGUGGUAGACUGAUUCAGUGUUAAAUCAUAAUCAAGUAACACGCUUUAAAAAACUUAAUGGAUCAAAUAAUGCAUACAUAGGCAUAUUACAUUACACACAUACUUGGAAUUCUGUUUCCUUAUUCUGGCUUAAAUGAAAGCAGAAUAGUAUAUGUUCAUGUAAACAACAACAACUGACAAAGAAGCAAUACAGUGUCUUUCCAGCUGUCCCAUGUUUAUGGGCCUCUGACCAGUCAGACGGCUGUUGCCGCUUUGUGAUUCAGAGUUUGUGUAAUUUUUCAGUAGAACACUGCGUACAUGUCUGUAACAGAUUGUUGUAAUUAUAUUGAAUAACAAAAAAGUAAAAUGAAAAAUCAUUUUGACACAUAAUUUGGCAGUUCUAAUUUAAAAUUUAAUUAUGUAAUGUUAGACACACAUAAGACUAAGGAAAUACAGUAAUGAGUAAGCAGAUUUGCUGAUUUUUAUUUUACUUAGUUUUUUUUUUUAUUAAUGGAAUGUAUGUGGCACACUUGGGACUCCAUACGGUCAGCAUUUGUAGCAUCAAAUUCAGCUUCUGUUAUUGAAAAUAUGAGGCUUGGCUUCUAGCAUGUUAGGAGAAUAUUAGGAGAAAUGGGUAAACAAUCUUAUGAUCGAGCAGUUUGUUUUGUUUUUUAUUCAGAAAGAAGAUAUUUUAUUUGGGUAAUAUGCAAAACAUUUGUGGGUUUUUUUGUGCUUAGGUUGUUCUCAUGUCAGAGCCAUAUGUAUGCAAGCUAGUUUAUGAUUCACCUGAGCCACAGAAAGACAGGUUUUUGCUGUUAAUAAUGAAACAUAAAACGAUGCACUGCUUUUCCAUUAGUCUCUGAGAAAAGCAUUCAAAUAGGACGACAGAAUCUAAAAGUGGCAAAAAUACACACACACAUAUAUAUAUUAUUCCUAACUAUGACAGUAUGGAGUAACAAAUCAGAAAUGGAAAAGACAAGACUCCUUUCAUUCUACUAGAGCUAGAUUUUUGCAGCUGUUUAUAUACUACCUCCUGAUGCUAGCCACGUUUAGCUAAAACAAGAGUGUGAAAAAGACUGGCAGUGUGUUGGCAUAUGCAAAUAAAUAUUGAUUACCUAAAAAUGAUCCACUUGAAGACUAGACACCAAACAUGGAAGAAUUUUAUCAGAGCACAUGAGGUAGUCUUCUAAUUUGAACAUUAUGCAAUAAUCAUAGAUCCCAUAUUAUUUUACUACGUUUAAAUAAAAUUUAUAGCACCCACAAAUGUCAUCAUCACUACAUUCAUAUAAUUAACAUGAGAUAAUUUAACAAAAUGGUAUUGUAUAACUGUGAUUUUUGUGAGCAAAGGGUUCAUACAGAAUACUCGCUGUAUGGCCGAAGACUGUAUUGAAAUGAAGAGCAGAUUUAAACUUGUCGCUGAUGGUAAAAGAUGCAUAAUUUCUCUUUAUACCAGUAAGGUUCAUGAUUCAAUUCUCAGGAAGUUUGUGUUUCUUUUUAUGGUCAUAAAGGUUUUAAUUACAAGUCUGAAACAGCUGGGCUUGAAAAGCUCAAAGGCAAUGUCAUCACGUGCAUUUAUUUGUGGAAGCGAAGGAGUGCUGUAAUAACUACAAUUUUUUGAGCCAGCUGAAGACGUGGUUGUGAAAUAUAACCACUGUUGAACACUUGGUGCUGGAAAAAACAACAACAAUGAAUUGAUGUCACUUACUUGAGAUCAUUUUAGGUGGAUCAAAUUCUGAAACUUGACAGAAAUUUACAUUGCGUAAUGUGAAGUGGUACAAUUAUUAUUGAUACCAUCUUUUUCAAUUGUAUGUUUUUUUAAAUAGAAAAUGUAGAUACUGUAUCUAAAUAUUUCUAAAUAAUUCUCUAUUUGAAUUUGAGCGAAAAAAGUUCAAGAAAAAAUAUUUCAACAUAGGUUUUAAAAAAUUUGACACUUCCAAUUUUCUAGUUUCAUUUUUCUAAAGUUCAAAAAUGUAAAUAGAAGAACUCACAUCACAGAAUUUCACAUUUUUAGGGUUUAUUCAGAUAAUAUAAGCCAGAGAGAAUUGUUUUUGCCUCUUUUUCAAAAAUAUAUUGUCAUCUUUUGAAUUUUGUGCAGACAAUUUAUUAUGUAUACCAUUUACUGAAUUAUAGGGUCUUCAUAAAUCAUUCAAACCCUGAUUUAAAAAUUCAAGUCAGAAAAGUGGAAACCCUGAAAUUGGGAUUGUAACAGACUAAUUUCAAGUUGUAGUUUUUCGAAAAGCCUGUGCCUAUUGCAAAAUACCAAAACAAACAAACACAUUCAAAACUCUUUGAAUUGCAAAAGUACAAUUAGAUGUUUGCAAUGAUACUGAAAUUUCUACACAAGUGUUAAGUUGUGGGUAGGUUUUAGGGAGGUGCUUUUUAAAUUCUAAUUAUUAUGGCACUUAAUAGUUUCCAUACAUUCAAACAGCAAAGGUCUUAUCUCACUAACUGUUUUGUGUAUUUUUGUCCACAUUUUUUGUGUAUUCAUGUUCAGUUUAUCAUUUUGAGUGAUGAUACAAAAAAAAAACAAUUCUCAUUUAAGCUGCUUUUUAUACAUUUCCUUUUGAUUUCCAAGAUCCAAGAUUGUUUUGGGUUUUUACUUUUGUCUCUGUUUUUUCUACCAGUUUCCUUUCCAGUUAGUCUCCUAAUCAGAUUGGACACAGCUUGGCUGAAACAGUAAGCUUUUAAAUGAGCAAUAAAAGACAGUGCUUCACAAUCAUUUGAAGCAGACAGGUUUCAGGUCGGGGCCUUUCACUGGGGUUAUUCUCUAAUGUUGGAGGGCAGAAAGAAGCAUUAAAGUACUUCAUGACCAAACUGCAUUAAUAUCUUAGUACAAAAAAAAAAUACUGUUCUAAGGACUAACUGCUGCUACCCUCCUCUAGAUUAACCUGAAGUAAUCAAAUGCACAAUCAACACUGUUUUAAAUCUUUAGUUUCUCACCUCACUUUGUAGAUAUUAAACUUUCUUUUUUCACCUUAAUCCCCAAAGCUCCAUCGCCCGGUAGCUGUGCAUCUAGAGUGUUGGGGCAUCAGUAGCUGGAGAUGAGUCGUUUUGGGUUUAGGUGCACUGAUCAACUGAAUGCAUGUAACUGAACACUUUGUGGCGAUGUUGUGUAGAGCAUGUUUUUUUUUUGUUUGGGUUUUUUUUUUUGUAGCUGUCAUUGGUUCUUCAGUCUGUCUGUUGUCCCUCUUCCGCUAUGAUCAGGAAGGUAUGAAAUACCAUUCAUGUCAAGAAAGGGGAAAAAACACAUGAUCCAUAAGAUUCCAAGUACAUUAUGUACUAUGUUUUAUUUCACAGUUUUGACUCAGAAAAAGUGCAUUUUGUGUUUGGCUUAUAAUGUUGACUUAACUUUGGCUCAUCAUGUCAAAUUUGACGGUAUCUAUAAUUUUUGACUUAUUUCAGAAUAUUUACUUACGCUGUCAUAAAUUUGGCUUGGUAUAUCAAAACAUUAAAAUGACCCUGAUUACAUUUUUUUUUUACUAAUUUACCUUUUCAAAAUUUUGACUCCUAAUUUUGGCUGAGUCAAAUUUGCUACUUAGCUAUACUUUUGGUUAAAUUCAAACUUCUCUAAUUUUUGGUUUUGUAUUAUUUUGGAUUUGAAUGAUUUUGACACACAUAAUCCUUCACCUAUUCAAAGUCAAAAGUCAAAUUUUAGAUGAGUCCAAAUUUUGUCGCAUCUCAUAACUGGCUUAAAUUUGCAGUUGAAGUUUCAUAAUUUCAAAUGACCUUUUUAAAAAUUCAUGUUUUAUCCUUUCUUGGUACUGAUGGGUUUCCGUAGCAGGACUGAGUUGUGGUUGCAGAGGUCUGUUGCACCUGAACUGGUUCUGCCAGAUGUGUGCAGUGACUGGAAGCGUGCUGGAGUUGUUUUAAAUUUUUCUUCUUGGAUACUAACACGGGUCUUUUGUAUGCGAUAGCUCCUCACCCCUGAUUAUAUUAAACCAUUAUAUUGUGGUGCUAUAUAUAUAUUUGAUAAAAAUGACUUAAUGUAUUGGAAUUACUAUUGUCUGAAAAUAAUUGUGAGUUAAGAGGGUUAUGGUGCAAAAUUUAUUUUGGAUACAAAUGAAAAAAAGUCUAUGUUAAUAGUUAUAAAUCUAUUGAUAUUAACACUGACGCUUGAGGUACAUUAUUAGAUUGCAGUUUAAUGUUUGUACAUCUUUUUGAUAGUGUAUACCAGUUUCCUUUCAUAUGGUAAAUUUGUGCUGUGAUCAAGCUUUGAUAGACUUUGUAAAUAAAGCCAAAUGUUUGGAUCAUCAUACUGGUUGUAAUGGAUGGCUUCUAUGUUUGCAAGCAUUGCAAAAUUUUUCCGCAUGGCUGUGAAAGUUUACCAGGUGGUUUUUGUAUGAUCAGACUUUUACACUGAAUAAAAAGGCUUAUAACUUCAAA